This is a messenger RNA of Trichosurus vulpecula (common brushtail), 948 nucleotides long. Its product is annotated as olfactory receptor 8K1-like. Gene Ontology annotation, cellular component: membrane. Bases 1 to 948 code for a protein of 315 amino acids. Lineage: Eukaryota; Metazoa; Chordata; Mammalia; Diprotodontia; Phalangeridae. Gene Ontology annotation, molecular function: odorant binding; G protein-coupled receptor activity; olfactory receptor activity. The transcript has a single exon. The record is from RefSeq and is a predicted model, not a curated record. Gene Ontology annotation, biological process: G protein-coupled receptor signaling pathway; sensory perception of smell.
AUGGAAGAAAUUAUCAACCUGAAUGAAACCACACAGAGCCAGGUGACUGAAUUCAUUCUCAUGGGCAUCACAAACCGUCCUGAGCUAAAGGGCCCCCUCUUUCUUUUGUUUUUCAUCAACUAUGUGGCCAUUGUUGUGGGGAACUUGGGAUUAAUCAUCAUAACAAGUGUUGAUUCCCACUUACAAUCUCCCAUGUACUUUUUCCUAAAGCAUUUGGCAUUUGUUGAUCUUGGCUAUUCCACAGCUAUUGGACCAAAAAUGCUAGUUGGAUUCAUAGAGGAGAAAAACACCAUUUCUACUAAUGGAUGUGCAACGCAGCUAGUUUUCUUUGUGAUAUUUAUCGCCAGUGAACUUUUUAUCCUGUCAGCCAUGGCUUAUGACCGCUAUGUUGCUAUCUGUAAGCCCCUCCAUUAUAUGGUCAUUAUGUCAGACAGGGUUUGUUGGCUCUUGGUGACUAUCUCAUAUCUCUAUAGCAUCGUGGUAUCACUACUGAUAACAAUAAAGCUUUUUAAGUCAUCUUUCUGUAAAUCAAAUGUAAUACAACACUUCUACUGUGAUGGUCUCCCCAUAUUGUCCACUAUAUGCUCAGACACGAGUGAGAUUGAACAAAUCAUUAUGAUCUUUGCUGCAUUUAAUUUGGUGUCUUCCCUCAUGAUUAUCCUUAUCUCCUAUGUGUUUAUUCUUGUGACCAUACUCAGGAUGAACUCUUCUGAAGGCAGGCACAAAGCCUUCUCUACCUGUGGCUCUCACCUGACUGGGGUGGUUAUAUUCUAUGGAACACUUCUCUUCAUGUACCUGCAGCCCCAAUCUAGCCAUUCCUUUGACUCAGACAAAAUGGCCUCGGUGUUUUACACUCUGGUCAUCCCCAUGAUCAACCCUUUGAUUUAUAGUUUGAGAAACAAGGAAGUGAAAGGUGCCUUGAGAAGGCUCCUUAAAAAAAUAAUGUAA